Messenger RNA from Mauremys reevesii (Reeves's turtle), 7612 nucleotides. RefSeq names its product coiled-coil domain containing 88A (gene CCDC88A). The record is from RefSeq and is a predicted model, not a curated record. Gene Ontology annotation, molecular function: microtubule binding; dynein light intermediate chain binding. Bases 374 to 6034 code for a protein of 1886 amino acids. Gene Ontology annotation, biological process: cytoskeleton-dependent intracellular transport; cytoplasmic microtubule organization. The transcript is spliced from 34 exons. Gene Ontology annotation, cellular component: centrosome; cytoplasm. NCBI's taxonomy places the organism in Eukaryota, Metazoa, Chordata, Testudines, Geoemydidae.
AUUGGGGCUUGCUGGCCGUUACUUGGAGAAGGGAAGAGUGGCGGUUCCUGCAAAGGAAAUUAGUUUUCAGGGACAGCGGGACGUUGAGGAGCCAAGGAAGCAGGGGGGAUUGAGGAGUCUGUUGGGAGAGCGGGAGAGACCCGUCAAUGGGAAGGCUGAAAUUAAUUUAGAUGGACUUUCGAUUGCUUUUUUUUUUUAAAAGAAGAGGAUAAAUCCCAGUUGCCAAUGCACUGUUUUUUAUAUUGCUUUGGAGAAAUGGGGUUCAUUUGCUGCUGCUAAAUCCUUGGAGCAUUUUAGAGAGUUGCUACAAAGAAGGCAAAUCUGUAUUUUUUGAAGCAAAGGAGCCACAUUGAUUUUAGCCUUUUUUUAUAAAAUGGAGAAUGAGAUAUUCACACCCCUGUUGGAGCAGUUUAUGUCUAGCCCUCUUGUCACCUGGGUUAAGACAUUUGGACCCUUAGCUGGAGGAAAUGGGAGCAACCUGGAGGAAUAUGUGGCUCUAGUGGAUGGCAUAUUCUUGAACGAAGUCAUGCUCCAAAUCAACCCUAAAUCCACUAGUCAGAGAGUAAAUAAGAAAGUCAACAAUGAUGCGUCACUUAGGAUUCAAAAUUUGUCUAUUUUGGUGAGACAAAUAAAAUCUUAUUAUCAGGAGACUUUGCAGCAGUUGAUCAUGAUGUCUUUGCCAAAUGUCUUAAUAAUUGGCAAAAAUCCUUUUUCUGAGCCGGGAACUGAAGAAAUUAAAAAACUACUUUUACUCUUACUUGGCUGCGCAGUUCAGUGUCAGAAAAAAGAAGAAUUCAUUGAAAGAAUCCAAGGUUUAGAUUUUGAUACAAGAGCAGCUGUUGCUGCCCACAUUCAAGAGGUAACUCAUAAUCAGGAAAAUGUGUUUGAUCUGCAGUGGAUGGAUGUCAGCAUUCUGUCACAAGAAUAUAUCGAGCCUCUCUUGAAAAAUAUGGCAUUACAUUUAAAAAGACUUAUAGAUGAAAGAGAUGAACAUUCUGAGACUAUCGUAGAGCUUUCUGAAGAACGGGACUGUCUUCAUUUUCUACCUCAUGCAUCAGCAGCACAAUCACCUUGUGGAUCUCCAGGCAUUAAACGCACUGAAAGCAGACAGCACUUGUCAGUGGAGCUGGCAGAUGCUAAAGCAAAGAUAAGAAGACUUAGGCAGGAGCUGGAGGAAAAAACUGAGCAGCUGCUAGAUUGUAAACAAGAACUUGAACAGAUGGAAGCUGAACUUAAGAGACUGCAGCAGGAGAAUAUGAAUUUGCUUUCGGAUGCUCGCUCUGCCAGAGUGUACCGUGAUGAGUUAGACGUACUCCGUGAGAAGGCAAUCCGAGUUGACAAGCUUGAAAGUGAAGUCAGCCGAUACAAAGAGAGGCUGCAUGAUAUUGUAUUCUACAAGGCUAGAGUUGAGGAAUUAAAAGAAGACAAUCAAGUAUUGUUGGAAACAAAGACGAUGUUGGAAGAUCAACUAGAGGGGACCCGAGCCCGUUCUGAUAAAUUACACGAACUGGAAAAGGAAAAUCUGCAAUUAAAAGCCAAACUACAUGAUAUGGAGAUGGAGCGUGACAUGGACAGAAAAAAAAUCGAGGAACUCAUGGAGGAAAAUAUGACUCUAGAAAUGGCUCAGAAACAAAGCAUGGAUGAAUCAUUACAUCUUGGGUGGGAACUUGAACAGAUGAACAGAACUACUGAGCUUUCUGAAGUGCCACGAAAGUCACUUGGCCAUGAAGUGAAUGAAUUGACAUCAAGUAGAUUGCUGAAGCUGGAAAUGGAAAACCAAAGUUUGCUGAAGAUGGUGGAAGAGCUACAAAAUGUAGUGGGUUCUGUAGAAGGCAGUAAUUCAAAGAUUCUGAAAAUGGAAAAAGAAAACCAAAGACUUAGCAAAAAGUUGGAAGGACUUGAGAAUGAAAUUAAGCAAGAGAAACAAAGUCUUCAGAAUAGUCAAAAUCUGAGCAAAGAUCUGAUGAAAGAAAAAGCACAACUUGAAAAGACCAUUGAGACACUUCGAGAAAACUCAGAGAGACAGAUUAAAAUAUUGGAACAGGAGAAUGAGCAUUUGAAUCAAACAGUAGGUGCUCUAAGGCAACGGUCUCAAAUCAGUGCUGAAGCAAGAGUGAAAGACAUUGAAAAAGAAAAUAAAAUCCUCCAUGAAUCUAUCAAAGAGGCCAGCAGUAAGCUAAAUAAGAUUGAAUUUGAGAAAAAGCAAGUGAGGAAAGAACUGGAACAUUAUAAAGAGAAAGGAGAAAGAGCAGAAGAGCUUGAGAAUGAGUUGCAUCAUCUUGAAAAGGAGAAUGAGUUAUUACAGAAAAAGAUUACCAAUCUAAAAAUUACUUGUGAGAAGAUAGAAGCCUUAGAGCAAGAAAACUCAGACCUGGAAGUGGAAAACAGAAAGUUGAAAAAAACUUUAGAUAGCUUUAAAAACCUUACUUUUCAGUUAGAAUCAUUGGAGAAAGAGAAUUCACAACUUGAUGAAGAAAAUUUAGAACUAAGAAGAACAGUUGAAUCUUUGAAGUGUACAAGCAUCAAGAUGGCCCAAUUACAGUUAGAAAAUAAGGAAUUGGAAAGUGAAAAGGAGCAACUUAAAAAAGGGUUGGAGCUUAUGAAAGCUUCAUGUAAGAAAACAGAACGUUUAGAAGUCAGCUACCAAGGUUUAGAUACAGAAAACCAAAGGCUACAGAAAGCAUUAGAAAAUAGUACCAAAAAGAUUCAACAAUUGGAAAGUGAACUACAAGAUUUAGAGUCUGAAAACCAAACUCUGCAAAAGAAUCUGGAAGAAUUAAAAAUCUCUAGUAAACGCCUAGAGCAAUUAGAGAAGGAGAAUAAGCUGUUGGAACAAGAGACUUCUCAGCUGGAAAAGGAUAAGAAACAACUAGAAAAAGAGAAUAAGAGACUCCGACAACAAGCAGAAAUUAAAGACAGUACUUUAGAAGAGAACAAUAUAAAAAUUAGUAAUCUGGAAAAGGAAAACAAAUCUCUAUGUAAAGAAAUAGGUAUAUUUAAAGAAUCUUGUGUACGUCUAAAAGAGCUAGAAAAAGAAAAUAAAGAACUUGUGAAAAGAGCUACCAUUGAUAAGAAAACACUUGUCACAUUACGAGAGGAUUUGGUGAAUGAAAAACUGAAGACCCAACAAAUGAAUAAUGAACUUGAAAAACUUACUCAUGAACUUGAAAAGAUAGGUUUAAAUAAAGAGCGCCUCUUGCAUGAUGAACAGAGCACAGAUGACAGUAGGUACAAGCUUUUGGAGUCAAAAUUAGAGUCUACACUAAAGAAGUCUCUAGAAAUAAAAGAAGAAAAAAUUGCGGCUUUGGAAGCUCGUUUAGAAGAGUCAACAAAUUUAAACCAGCAGCUGCGCCAGGAACUUAAAACAGUGAAAAAAAACUAUGAAGCUCUCAAGCAAAGACAAGAGGAGGAAAGGAUGGUACAGAAUUCUCCUCCAAGAACUGGUGAAGAAGCCCAGUCUGUCAAUAAAUGGGAAAAGGAAAAUCAGGAAACUACUAGAGAACUGUUGAAGGUUAAAGAUAGAUUAAUAGAAGUAGAAAGGAAUAAUGCUACCCUGCAGGCAGAGAAACAAGCACUGAAAACUCAACUAAAGCAACUUGAGACCCAGAACAAUAAUCUACAAGCUCAGAUUCUGUCACUUCAGAGACAGACUGUUUCUUUACAGGAGCAAAAUACAACCUUACAAACUCAGAAUGCCAAGCUUCAGGUUGAAAAUUCUACCCUUAAUUCUCAAAGUACAUCUCUUAUGAAUCAGAAUGCACAACUGCUGAUCCAACAGUCUGCCUUGGAAAAUGAAAAUGAAUCUAUAUUCAAGGAACGAGAGGAUCUGAAGUCAUUGUAUGAUUCACUGGUCAAAGAUCAUGAAAAACUGGAACAUCUUCAUGAACGUCAAGCUUCCGAAUAUGAAUCUCUAAUUGCCAAACAUGGAAGCCUCAAGUCUGCACACAAAAAUCUUGAGGUGGAACAUAAGGACUUAGAAGAUAGGUACAAUCAGUUGCUGAAACAAAAAGUGCAAUUAGAGGAGUUGGAAAAAGUGCUCAAAGUAGAACAAGAGAAAAUGUUGCUGCAAAGCAAAAAACAUGAAACUGUAGCAGCAGAAUACAAAAAACUUUGUGAUGAAAAUGAUAGGCUAAAUCAUACAUACAAUCAACUUUUAAGAGAGAAUGAAGUUCUUCAAACUGACCAUAAGAAUUUGAAAAGCUUAUUGAACAAUUCUAAACUAGAACAAACACGAUUAGAAGCUGAAUUUUCUAAACUGAAAGAACAGUACCAACAACUGGAUAUUACAUCUACAAAACUGAAUAAUCAGUGUGAAUUGCUUAGCCAGCUUAAAGGAAAUCUGGAGGAAGAAAACAGACAUCUACUUGAUCAAAUUCAGACAUUAAUGCUACAGAAUAGAACAUUACUGGAGCAGAAUAUGGAAAGCAAGGAUCUUUUUCACGUUGAACAAAGACAGUACAUUGACAAGUUAAAUGAAUUGAGACGACAAAAGGAGAAAUUAGAGGAGAAGAUUAUGGAUCAGUAUAAAUUUUAUGAGCCAUCCCCCCCCAGAAGAAGGGGCAAUUGGAUUACUCUAAAAAUGAGGAAAUUGAUAAAAUCUAAGAAAGAUGUUAACCGUGAUCGUCUGAAGUCUCUGACUCUUACACCUACCCGUUCGGAGUCCAGUGAAGGAUUUCUUCAGCUACCCCAUCAGGACAGUCAAGAUAGUUCCUCUGUGGGCUCAAACUCUCUUGAAGAUGGCCAGACACUAGGAACCAAAAAGAGCAGUAUGAUUGCACUGAAAAGACUGCCCUUUUUGAGGAACAGACCGAAGGAAAAAGACAAAAUGAAGGCAAUCUACCGUCGCUCCAUGUCCAUGAAUGACCUGGUGCAGUCCAUGGUCCUAGCAGGAGGACAAUGGACAGGUAGUUCUGAGCAUCUGGAGGGCCCUGAUGAUGUAUCUACGGGUAAAAGGAAAAAAGAAUUGGGAGCUAUGGCCUUCUCUACUACAGCUAUCAACUUUGCAACUGUCAACUCUUCUUCAGGCUUCAGAUCCAAGCAAUUGCUACAUAAUAAAGAUACUACAUCCUUUGAAGAUGUAAGUCCACAAGGCAUUAGUGAUGAUUCUAGUACAGGAUCAAGAAUUCAUGCUUCCAGACCAGCCAGCCUUGAUAGUGGCAGAACAUCCACUAGUAAUAGCAAUAACAAUGCUUCACUUCAUGAAGUCAAAGCAGGUGGAAUUAACAACCAAAGUAGGCCACAAAGUCACAGCAGUGGAGAAUUUAGUCUGCUUCAUGAACAUGAGGCUUGGUCUAGCAGCAGCAGCAGUCCCAUCCAGUAUUUGAAAAGUCACACCAAGUCGAGUCCCAUGAUCCAGGGAAAAAUGCCUGAAACAGUGGAUAAUCAAGGAAAGCAGAAGAUCAAAACUGGUUCUCCUGGAAGUGAGGUUGUUACUCUGCAGCAGUUUUUAGAAGAAAGCAACAAGGUUACUUCUACAGAGAUAAAGUGUGCAAGCCAAGAGAAUCUUUUAGAUGAAGUAAUGAAAAGUUUGUCUGAGUCUGCUGAGUUGGCAGGAAAAGAAAAGCUAAGGAAACAGUCGUCUGUCAGCAGUGGUAUCGUCAGGUCAUUAAGUGUGAAAAACACAGUUGACUUCUCAGAUGGAAGGUCAGCUAAACCUGAACAGCUUGUAAGGCCCAGCCCUCGUAAAACUGAAGAUACCUACUUUACCAGUUCUCCAAUAAAAUUGAUGUCAGGUACUCAAGGAAAGGUCAAGUCAAUCAAAGAAAAAGUACAGACAAAUCCAUCACAACGACAAUCAAAAGAUUGCAGCCCUUAUGCUACCUUACCUCGUGCAAGCAGUGUGAUUUCUACAGCAGAAGGAACUACUCGAAGGACAAGCAUUCAUGAUUUUUUAUCUAAAGACAGUAGGCAGCCUGUAUCAAUUGAUCCAGCACCAUCUACAGCUGAUAGAAGCAUUCCAUCAGCAUCUAAUGUGGAAGCUGUACCAGAAAGCAGAAAUUCAAAAAGCAGGUCUAGGGAGCAACAAAGCUCCUAAUGCUAUUACCCACUACAUGAGAUGUGGGCCAAGUGAGAGAAAAGUGUCCUUCAGUGUCUCAGUAUGAAGCCCUUAUUUCUGAAGUAACAAGACAGUCAACUAUAGGAAUCAAUAAUAAUAAUUUUUAAAAACGUUAAGGGAACUUUUUACAAUUCUGCGUGAAUAGAGCAGGCAAGAAAUACAAACCUUCCUUCCUUGAAUCAAGGAGCUCUACUGGAGUCUACUGAUGAAACUUUUUAGACGGUUUUAGGAAUUGUUGCACAUUGCACUGUUAAGAUCUACUGAAUAAAGGACAGUUCUCAUCUCCUUAAGGACCAACCAUUUAAGAUCUCAAGAAUUACUCCAGGAAUAAAAUGCUACUUCUUUCAUCUUUUGUUUAUGAAUUUAGCCACUGAUUGCUUACAGCUUCUGCUAAUAAUUAGCAAAAAUCUAGCAGUUUAUAUUUAGUUCUGUAAAUCUGAAAUAAAUGCAAUAGUAUUUUGUGGAAAUUUACUGUAUAUACAGAUACAAAAAACCCACAAGCUUACUGGCACUUCACUGGCUUAUUUGAUUAGCAUAAUCUGUAUGAUGUUGCUCUUUCAAAGAAAAAUCUGUGCUGAUUAUUAUUUUGGUGCAUACUGCAAAAGAAAAUUCUGUUUACAUACAUGAAAACAUUUGAACAACUCCAUAAUAAAGAUGGAGUGAUGGAAUAUUCACACUAUGUAGAAAUUCUUGUGUUUUCCAGAUGCACAAGUUAUGCUGCACAGAUACGUUCAGAAGUUCUUGACAGGAGAUUGACAAGAAUAAUUUUACUAGGACUUUUUUUUCCCUAAUGUAGUUUUUCAACAAAUGGCAUUCCCAGGAUAAAACUGUCUUAUACUAAAUGUUUGUGUUUUAACUAUUUUUUUUUCAAUUUGUGUUUUGAUGUGUGCUGACUGUGGCUUAGGAGGUUUCCUUAUGGGAAAAAACAAUGUAAAUAAUGUCAUCUGCAUUUUACAAUCAAUUCCCUCAUUAAGAUUCUCCUUUAUUAAUAAGACAUUCUCUUUUGUUAAUUAUAAUUCUACAUUAAAAUCGAUAAAUGUUAUUAGUACUUUUAAAAUAUUUGUAUGCAUUUGUUGUCUUGAAGACAUUUGCAAGAGCAUAAAAACAGAUUUAGUUAACCUAGGGAAAAGUACAUGGACUUAUCACUCGAUCCCAGUUUAUAUUAAAUAUUAACAUUUUAUUUUCUUAUACAUGAAUAAGUGCAUUAAUAUGUCUAUGAAAAAAUCAAAUUAACUGUGUAACCUCAUAGGGUUUAAUCCAGCAAAGGCUUAUGCACAUGAGUAAUUUUACAUGAUUAGUCCCACUGAUAUUAAUGGAACUAUUCCCAUAAGUAAAGUUAAGCACGACCAUAAGCGUUUGCAGAAUCAGGACCAUGGACUACAUUUACACCAAGUUCACAACGACUAAAGCUGGUUGGAAAAUCUUUGACAGAAACAUUUUCCAUCCAAGAAUGCAGUUCUGUCAAAAUCGAAACACUUUGUAAAUCAUAUUGAUUUUGCCAAAACUUGGGGGGUGUUGCCAGGGGGGUGAUUCUGACAAUGUCGAAACAUCCUGUUU